Molecule: messenger RNA, 1140 nt
Organism: Symbiodinium sp. CCMP2456
Lineage: Eukaryota; Dinophyceae; Suessiales; Symbiodiniaceae
Source: the annotation of a GenBank genome assembly
AUGGAAUAUGUCGGAGGGGAAGCCAAGUGCCCGUCCGGCUGCUCGGCAAAGGCGCCUAUGGCAUCGCUGGGUGCUCAGGAAGACCAGGUCUGGAAAGUGAAAGAGAAAGAGACCGGCAGGAUCUUUGCGUUGAAGAAAUGCUUCGAUGCCUUUCAAAAUUCCACAGAUGCUCAGCGCACCUUCCGCGAGAUCAUCUUCCUCCAGGAGUUGAACGGUCACGAGAACAUUGUCCGGCUGAUGCACGUGCUGAAGGCAGAAAGCAGCCAGGACCUGUACGUUAUGUUCGAUUUCAUGGAGUCCGAUCUCCAGCGAGCCAUCGCAGCCAACCUGUUGCAGCCCAUCCAUGUGGAGUAUGUAACCUAUCAGAUCCUGAAGGCUUUGAAGUACGUCCACUCCGGGGGAGUCUUGCACCGAGAUCUCAAGCCAGCCAAUGUGCUGCUCAACUCGAAUUGCCACGUGCGUCUUUGCGAUUUUGGCUUGGCACGAACGGCCUUACCCGUAGAGGUCCAAGCCACUGGGCGGCGCAACUCGGCUGCAGCUGACGAGGCAUUGCCAUUGCUGACGGACUACGUGGCCACUCGCUGGUAUCGAGCGCCUGAGCUUCUACUUGGGUCCACCCUCUACUCGGAGGGAGUCGACAUGUGGAGUGUCGGCUGCAUUCUUGGAGAAAUGGUCUCGGGCAAGCCCAUCCUUCGGGGAAGGUCUACCAUGGACCAGCUCGAGAAGGACUGGGAAGCCGAGCGAGCAGGAUUUGCGCCGAGGGCUCAUUUGCCAAAGCACCGAUGUGCAGUCUUUGUGACCCGCUCGUACGAUGGCCGGCCUCUCGGGAUAUGGACGGGUGUGCCAGAUGGCCUCACAUUUCUCGUACUGGUAUUGCAGAAGCCCCUGCAGCAUGCCAGUCGCAAGCAUUCUGCAGAGUAUGGAUGGCUGCAUACCGUGAUGGUGAAAAGUUUGGAAGACGCGUUGGAGACAGCUGUUUGUUGCUGGCAGGAGGCCGAGCCUUUGUUAAGAUGUGACAAGAUGAUCCGGAUGCCAAUCAGCGACAUCACAAAGCUCAAGGCUUCAGACUACCGUGCCAUGGCCCCAGCUUCCAUUGGGGUCUGGCCUGUGGGGCUGGGCUCGCCAUGCUCGCCUUGCUGA